AUGGCGGACGUCAAGCACUUCGUCCUCCACGUACGUCAGCGCCUCGACGCGCUCUCGUACGAACACCACUCGCAGUACCUCUCGGGUCUGCUGCAUGCGACGCCGUACAUGCACUCCGUCUCCACGCCGUCGGCCUCGUGUCCGCCGCGCGUGCUGCCCGUUGCAGUGCACACACCGACAAAGCCGUCGCCAGUAGCGUCGCUGCUCAAGUGCGUGGGCCUAUCGGCGUUCUACGCGCGGCUCGUGCUGCUGCUGGGCACGGGAUGGCUCGUGGCAAUGGUCGGCAUCUUUACGUUCGUGUCGGCGCGGCCGGCGCCCGAAGAAGACAUUGUGGGCACAAGUCCCGCGCAAGUGAUUCUGCUCUUUGGCGUCUACUUUAUCGGCGGCGCCGUGGGCGCUGUGGCGGGUGGCGCGGGGGCGGACUAUUUUGGGCGCAAACCCAUUCUACUGGCGGCUUUGGGGUUUGGGCUCGUAACCACAGCGAUGACGGCCGGUGCGUGGAACGACGUGUCGUUCAUGACGUUGCGCCUGUUGUCGGGCGUUGGCAUUGGCGGUCAAUUUGCACUGCUGGCGACGCUGGCGCUCGAGUAUACGCCCACGCGCACGAGAGGACGCAUCACGGUCUUGACGGUAUCGAUGGCUGGACUUGGCGUGUUGAGUGGCGUGGGGUACGGCCAAUGGGCUGGACCUGCGAUCGACAAAGGAGGUAUCGGGUGGCGAUCAACGUGCGGCAUUCUCAGUGCGAUGGUGCUGCUCUUCACUGCAGUGCUUUAUCGGUCGUUAGAAGAGUCGCCCAAGUACUUAGCAAGUGUCGGUCGCACGGACGAAGCGCUGGGCAUUAUCGAGAGAAUUGAGACAGCGCAUGGCAUCAGUCGACAGGCUCGAGUGACGGUCCCCACGAGUUUGUAUCAACCGCCGUCGCUGCAGCAGCAGCACUCUGUGAGCUAUGAACAAUAUGUGGAAAGCAGCUCAGACUCGGACGGUGACUUGGAGGUGGGGCUGCAUCGAGGGAAUGCACAGGACAACGAGCUGUCAAGCAGAGAAGUACGGGUCGCAUCACAUGUCAGCUAUAACUACGCAGGUCCUGGAGCAGCAGAAGCCCGAAGUCGCAGCCAGCGGUUUUCGGCAAGAAGAAUGCAGAGCCGGCACCAGUACCAGCUCGAUGACCGCUUGCCAGCUUCUGGUGGUCCAGACGGGCUCCCAGAUGCACUUGCUUCAGCUGUGAAUGGAUCAUUUUUGCAAGUACUUGCUUGUCGGGCUGUCGCGCUGUUUUCCGGAGCACUUGCUGUUCGAACAGCGGCUAUCUGGUUCUACUGGUUUGCACAGAUGAUGAGCUUGAGUGCAGCGAUUGUGACGGCCUCGGUGAUGGCCAAGACGUUCCUCCAGGUCAACCAGAGCGGGACAAGUUUCGGCGCCGGUGAUCAGCUCUUUUGGUCAGGCAUGACCGUUCCCGGCUUGUUGCUCGCUGCUACAAUGGUGGAAAGUGUGGGCAGACGCAGCACAUUGGCUUUGUUUGUAUCAUGUGGAGGUGUCAUCUUGUUACUGUCAGCUCUGCUGCUGAAAGAAGAUGGAAACUGGAUCGGUUUAUCACUGGCGUUGGGAGCUAUCGUGUUGACAACAAGUGGUACGCUCGGCGCGCUCACGCUCCUCACUGGCGAGCAGUUCAGUAUUUAUACUCGAGCCAUCGGCCUUUCAUGUGCUAUCGCCUGGGGCCACUUGGGUAUGUUUGCUGGUGCGUAUCUCGUGCUCCAGCGGGUCAUACGUGACGAUACUUGGACAUGGCACGACGAGCGUGUGGUGUUGGCUCUCUGUGGCGGGGCUUCACUUUUGCUGCUUCCCGUCAUUCUUCUAAUGGGACCGGAGACACGUGGGCUGGACAUCGAUGCUAUAUGGCUCGACGACAACAGCGAUCUCGUAGACAAUGGGCUCUCGGCGAUGCCUAAUGACCGCUCGAAACUGAUUGAUGCACGACACAGCGGCAAUGGCAAUGACAGCAGUCGCGGAGGAGGUCGCCGAGGCAACGACAAACGUCGUGGAGCGCUGGAUGGAACUGAUCGAGAGCGUUUGGGAUCGUCGCUGGGUCGAGGCCCGAUGACCGGUAUAGCUGCUCCAGCGAUAUGCUCUUCGACUUCAGCGACGCUGGCAACGGUACAGUCUUCCGAAGACGGCGACUCGCCUUCCCGCUCUUCUUCUUCGCCGUCAUCGACUUUCUGGCAGACGCGUUCCGUGCGCCACCUCAGCAGCAAAGUGAGGCGCGCGGCACACGCGAUCACUCGCACAUCCGGUGAAAAGCACGUCGUGCGCUUCUCGUCGGGGUCGAAGAUGCAAGCGUGCAAAACGAGAGUCUCGAGACGAAAGAGAGGCGACGUUGAUGAUCGAGGAUGCGAUACACUGCGUCUGGACAAUCUCGAUCAGCUCGAUAGCAUCGUCACGGAGCACGAGUACCAUCAUAUUUAUUCGAGCCAUGGCCUUCGAGAGGCUGGUCAGUUGCAGCAUCCAUCGGACGUAGGGCCGACGGAGCCCGUGCUGUUGGACUGGCGUUCGUCUCGUUCGAGUUCCCAGUCAGAGUCUGCGCGCGAGUGUAGCAGCAUCAAUAUACGUAAACAAGAGACCAGUGUCGCUCGUCCAGACACGGCCACCGCCUCGAGACGCUAUAGCCGAACAGGGCGAUACACCAUCGACCUUGACAUGUUUGACACGUUCACGUACAUUUCGACGCCAGUGCUGGGCGGCGACAACUACUCGGACCACGAGCAGCGCGACCCCAGCAGCCUCUCGUCCGCCAGUGAUAGCGAAACGAAGCAGCCAAGCAGCUGA
Messenger RNA from Hyaloperonospora brassicae, 2817 nucleotides. The record is from the annotation of a GenBank genome assembly. NCBI's taxonomy places the organism in Eukaryota, Oomycota, Peronosporomycetes, Peronosporales, Peronosporaceae.